CAAGCACAAGUGGCCAUAGGAAAUUUACGUACUUCACAAGAAAGAACAGACGAAGAUACAAGUAUAUCCAUAGAUGAUAGGACGAUCGUGCAAAUGAGGACCCUCUUAUCCUCAAAAUCAAAUACUGACGAGAGCUUAGACAAACAUGAACAAAUACAUGACCGUUUACUACCUGAUUAUGUGGGAAUGCAUCUAAACGAAAAACAAGAGCCGGGAGGAAAUGUGUAUCAAAGCAAGAAUUCUAAGAUGGAUGAUCAAAUUCAUGCUGCUGUUGAAUAUGAAGAUUCCGUUUCACAAGACAUAUGGAUUCCACCGACGACUUAUAAGAUCUCUAGCCCUCAAAAAGAAGAGUUAUUGAUUAAAACUAUAAAUUUUCCGAGGGACUGUGUGACAAAAGUUAGUCCAGAAGAGGAAUUAAGUAUCUUGUUCGACGAACUUAAAUUCAUUCUUGAAAAUGAUGCGUAUGAUGAGAGCCUCAGAAAAAGUCUGCAGGAAUCCUACCCAGAGUAUCUUAAAAUGAUUGAAAAACGGAAGAACGAUCUUUUGAAAGAUGAUCAUGGAAUUGUAGUUGCAG
This is a messenger RNA of Saccostrea cuccullata (small rock oyster), 574 nucleotides long. RefSeq lists its product as uncharacterized. The transcript is spliced from 4 exons. Lineage: Eukaryota; Metazoa; Mollusca; Bivalvia; Ostreida; Ostreidae. The record is from RefSeq and is a predicted model, not a curated record. The annotation marks the transcript as partial.